Messenger RNA from Lodderomyces jiufengensis, 555 nucleotides. RefSeq lists its product as uncharacterized. The coding region runs from base 1 to 555 and encodes 184 amino acids. NCBI's taxonomy places the organism in Eukaryota, Fungi, Ascomycota, Pichiomycetes, Serinales, Debaryomycetaceae. The transcript has a single exon. The record is from RefSeq and is a predicted model, not a curated record.
AUGAAAAGUUUAAGUGAUUUUAAAAAAGGUGCUAAAAUAAAAGUAAAUGAUAGAAUGCAAAAAGAUUAUGAAUAUGAAAUAGUAGCAGAUGGUUUAGGAGCAGAAGCAUCGGAUUUUAAUGAAAAUGGAUUCAAUCCAGAUUUAACACCAGAACAAGUUUUAUCAGAAGGAGCAUUUGAAGGAAAAUAUCUUAAUGAUUGUGAAGAAGAAUUACCAAAAGAAUGGUUUGAAAACCUGAAAAAAAAAAGAGUAGAUGUUGGGAAACCACCAGAUAUUGAAUUAAAUAGAUUCAAAAUUAAAUCAAGACAAUCAUUAGUAAUAUGGAGAGAAAAUGAUUGGGUAAUGGGUGAUGAUCCAAGAGGUUGGUUUCAAUGGUAUUGUAGAUAUUGGUUAGGUAGAAGAAAUGAUGAAAUUGAUAAAUUUCAAAAAAAAAGAUGGAGAGCUUUUAAAAGACAUCAUGGACAAGUUAAAAAAAAUUGUAAAAAAGGUGAUUUAAGUUGUAGACCUAAACAACGUCAAGCUCUUUUACAAUGGGCUUACGAUCCAUUUGUUUAA